CGCACGCCACACGCCGCCGAAAGGGAUCAUGGGAUAGAAAUGGAGGCCAAAGGCCGCUAAGCUCAAAAAACCCUCAAUCGGAAAGAUCUAAUAUCCGACAUGACCACGGCGUUUUAUGCCAUUUCACAUUCAUGAGACACGAGAGCCAAACUAGGCCAGCCAAUGUGAAGCAUAAGUAAGAAAGGGUCCCCGACUCGCCCUGUCGGAGGCAGAGGCACACGAGUCGCGUCUAUCCCUCACAUGCCAGGAGGAAGAGCUGAUAGGUGUCACUGCAGUCGAGUCGAGUCGCGUCCAAGUCCUGCAAAAGCCCUGACGCCAUUUUAGCAACUAACCUGCUCUGCUGGGCGCGGAGGGAACGAGUAGUUUGAGGACGAAAUAUGUAACCAAAAUCAAGCUCAUCUUGUUCAGUUUUAGCCCGAGUCGUUGGGUGGUGGAGGACUGGGACUGCCGCCAAAGCCCAGAGCGUCAAAGUGCUUAGGCCAGCAAAGGGCCAGCAGGCCACAGGCUGCAGUCUGCCUUGGCCAGAGCACGCCAGGCACCAGUUCGCGGCCAGGCGCCUAGAAACUGGCGUGGAGGUCUCUGAGGCUCGCCUCGGCCCGCGGGGAAGCGGUGCGAACAACUGACAUCGUCUGGCUCGAGUGUGAUCGUUAUGGAGAAUGGAGAUGAUUCAUCGUUGGAGAAUGUGGAGCCAGAGCCAGACCCUGAGGAUGAUCUUCAUCAGGCAUCAUACCUUGAUGGGCACAGCCUGUCGUCCAAUGAUGGAGCUGAAGAUGAGAAACCUACCAAAAGCAGUUGCUCUGAUGGGAAUGGAGUCAGACCGUUCACACCUGCAGAAGAUCAGCUUAUUUUAUCAACAGAUGAAGAAACUAGAGAGUCAGCCCUAGAUGAUUCUCUGGUUGAAAGUGGUGCAGCAUUAAAAAAUGCUUUGGAAUCUAUGAGCAAUAACUGCCAAGCAUCACAAGAUCUGCAGCUAUCAUCGGUCUCUUUCAGUGAUCUCAAUUCAUCCAACACCACAAACAAUGACAUUCAAACCAGUGAGGAAGUGGAUAGUUCUAAGUGUAAUUCUACAGAAAAGUUGGAUAAUCUCAUUUCUAAUGACCUUAGUGAUUCAUGUGUUAAAAGUGCUGAAUGUGAUGGAACUGAAAGGACAAUCAGUUCAAUUAUUAGUGACAGCAACUCGCAAGAUGGUUGCCACCCCAGUGUUGACACCAAUAGGAAUAGUGGUGAAGAAAAUGAUCUGGGUGGUGAAAAAGACCUCAUCUAUCAAGAAAUUUUGCCAGCUAGUGCUGAGGAUCCUAGUCCUAAGGACUCCGGGAAUAAUGACAAGGCUCCUCAUACAUCCGAAGCACUUGAAGCUGAAGUAGAGGCAGAUGCAGAAGCGGAUGGGUCCAAGGUCCCUAGCCUACCCUCUCCAGCAUCUCCUCUGGCACCUGUAGAAUCUGCACCUCUCCUUCCGUCACCCUCAGCCACAUCGUCACCUUCAACUCAUACAACAGCCCGUGAAGGUGCCCUGUGCUCUGAAGAGACGCUGUCAAGUGGUGCUGGCUUAGCAUCGCUCUUCAUGGAGAAUGAAGGAAGUCAGCAAACGUGUGAUAGUGUUACUAGUGUUGGUGAAAAUGACAGUGCACAUUCAAGAGUAAAUGUGGGCGACCUUAGUCACAGUAAUGAGCCAGUGGAUAUGCCUAAUUCUUGUUCUGGUGAUAAUUUAGGGAAUGUUGACAUUAAUGAAACAUUUAGAGGGAAAAUUGAUCAUGAGUUCAAGUUAUUUGGUACUGGAGAAGAUGCAAGUUUUUCUCUUUCAGCUUCUGAUAAGGUGGAAAGGUUGGACAAUAAUUUUGGCUUAAAUGUGAACAGUGUAGGAGAACCCUUUUCUGCAAUGAAUGAGAAUGCAGUUUCAGCUGGUGCUUCUGGAUUAUCUGAUAGUUCAACCAGUGACAAUGAGAUAUCAAUUGGAGCAACAUCAGGUGCAACAGCUGAAGAUGGGACAUCAUUGGGCGUGAUGGCUGAAAAUGAAACAUCAGUUGGUGCUGUGGCUGGAGAUGGACUGUCUGUUGGUGCAGUGGCUGGAGACAGCACAUCAGUUGGCGCAGCGGCUGCAGACAGUGUGUCAAUGGGGGCUCUAGCGGAGAAUGACUCCAGUGACGACAAGGACAGUGUUGUUUCCAGCAGUGAUGAGAAGGAGGAAGUGGAAGAGGAUGAGGAGCAGGAAGUAGCAAGUGAAGAGGGCGAAAAUGAACCUUCAGAUACAUUUUCAAGAGUCAAUGGUGGCUUGAGUGAAUCAAUGGACUGUGAAGAUAAUGAUGCGUACAAUGACAAUUCCAAAGAAGUGCAAUCAGAGUCAUCCUGGAAGUCUGAAAAGCCAAUAAUCAUGUCCAAAAAUUUAAACAUGGCUUGGAAAAAAGCGUUUGCAAAUACUGCGAAGCGCUAUGAAGAAAUUAGCAGUAGAGAUAACAUUUCUGCUGAUGCUGACAACACCGUUGCCAGUGAUUCCUCUUGCCAUAUGUCACAGUCAGAAUCUUCGUGUUCGGUGCAAAGCAUUGCACCGGCUGACGAGUCAUGUCCAGAAAAUGUAUUGGAAGAUGAAGCAGCAACAUCUGACAAUUACACAGGUGUCACUCUUAAUGAAACUGAUUCUAAUCCAGUUCCAUCUUAUGAGCACGUUGCUCCUAGUAAGAAAUCAAAGUUACGCACCUUUCACAAAAAGAAGACGAGGAAGAAUAGGAAUCUAUCCUCUGUCAGUGAAGAGCCAACCCUUUUGUCAUCUGAUAAAUCUUUGUCAGGGUUUCCCAUAAGCAUGAGCAAUCCAGCCCUAGACUGUGGACAGUAUGCUGGGUCACAGCCAAAUGUUUUAUUUAAAUGUGUGCGAUGUGGUUUGAAAGGUUUCACAUCCAUGCUAGAUCUGAAAGAUCAUCAGAUGUUAUGUUUGAGGAAUCCUUUAGUUCCUGCACCACUACCUCAAGAACGUCCAGUUCCAGCUAGUCCAGAAACUUCCUCCAAAAUUCGGAUUACCAGAAAAGUGUAUUUAUGCUCUGCCUGUGGGACUUACUAUGAAAACUGGAAUCUCUUUCUCCAUAUGAGAGAAGUUCAUAAACGCCAUAUCUGCUUGUUCUGUCUGGGAAUGUUUUCACAAGCAGAAAAAUUGUCCUUGCACUUGGUGUCAAAACACAAAGUUUCUGCGGGUCACUAUGCUUCACCUGAAGAUUUUAAGCAAUCAUUUAAAGGAUUGUGCUUUCUGAUGUGUUGUACUUGUGAGCGAAUGUUUACAGAAGAAAACUUCACAAGCCAUCUCUGUAGAAGAGACUUAGUUGUUUGUAAUGUCUGUCAAGGUCGAGGUUUUCAUGUGCCCAACUGUCAAUUGAUCAGUGGUGGUGGAGAGCAUCUUACAAAUACCUCUAUCCCCUUGCCUGAUAAGAUGGCUCCCAUCCCUCAGACAACUGGGCGAGGAAAAGCUGGUUUGGCGAGUUCCAAGAACAACAAAUUAGGAAGCAAACGGAAGAAUGUAUUGAAAGUUCGAAUCCCGACUUUGCCACCAAAGAGAACAGAAGAACUACAAGUACCUGAGAGAUUGUCAUCAAUUCCCAGUUCUCCAACCAUGUCAUCUGUCCAUUUCUCUCAAUCUAGUCUACCUCAGGAGCACCCUGCUGCGUUUGGUGAGGCAGAUGGCAUGACCAAUCUAGACCGAACAAUAAAUGCCGUUGCCCUGGGUUUGACAGAAGAAGCCAGAGCGUGGGAGGAACGCAUGGAGGCUGAAAGACAACGAAUUCUGGAAGCCAGACAAAUUUACACCGAUACUGAAGAUGAGAGUGACGCGGAAGUAGAAGCGGAUGUGGAUACUGCAGCUAUUACAGAAUCCUUGCCACAUUCCAGUUCUUCUAGUGACAGUGGGGAAGAAGAAGAUGAUGAGGAAGAGGAGGAAGAAAUGGAGACCUACAAUAAGCUUCCCUAUCCAGAAGCAACCUCUGAAAACUUGAUAAUGUCAGAGGAGCAACAGGAGCUAAUCCCUGAUCCGGAACCGACUGCCUUACCACUGCCAGCAACGGAACAAGAACCAGAGGAGGAUGACGACGAUGAAAAGGAGGAGGCGGAACAGCCAGCUGAGACUGUCCCCCCUGAGGAGCAGAUGGAAGUUGAGGCUGCAGCGGAAGAGGGCCACCCUCAAGAAAUUCCAGAGCCAGAGGGAGAUGCGCAUUCUGAGGUGAAUGUUACAGCCGAGGAAGAUGAGCCCAAAGUUGAAAGAAAAGUCGAGGAUCUGGAAACUCCAACUGUUGAACAGCAGCCAGCGAGCCAGGCUGAAGAAACUUCCGCAGCAGAAACAUUUGAUCCUCCAGUAGACACACCUCAGGUGUCGGAACCUUUUGCUAUUUCUGAAAACUUCAACUUCACAGAAGCUACUUCAGUUCAUAGUCCAGAACCCAUGGAUGUUGAUUUCAAUACGCCUCAGGACAUCAGUAAUUUCAAUGACAGCAUUCCUUCACUUCCUGAUGAACCUGAUGAUGCUGUUUUAAUGGACGGCAUGGCUGGAAGCGUUGAGCAAGCUAAUGAUGAACCAUUUGGAAAAUUGGCUUCCCCACUCCCCGAGGAAAACGGCCCUGUGGGUGAUCUUGCAGUGCCUGAGCAACCUCCUACCCCAGUGGCAACUGAAGAAUGUACUGAAGAAAAACUUUCAGAUGGACUAGCUCUGGCUGGCGAGGAAGUUCCAGAAACUAGGUUGUCCUUGGACAAACCGUUGCACAUUAUGAAAACGCAAGAAGUUUUGAAGGAAUGUGUGCGAACUCUCUGUUGGACAUGUGUCUAUUGCAGUCAUGCCAAAAAAAUAGCUGUGAAUGGUAAGCAGCUGGCUCUUCACAUGCUGUCUGAGCACAGAGUGGUGCCAGCAGACUCUGGUCAUCAAGAGGUUCCUGCUGGAGAGCGCUUGAUUUUGAAGUUGAAAGAUUCUUUAGAAACACUUCAGUCAGCUUUCUUCAAUACUGAUUCAUAUGACAGUACUGACAAGGCUAAUUCAUUGCCAUAUGAUCGGUCGUAUGAAUGUUUCCACUGCCACUUUUAUACAAGACUCCACAAAGAUUUAUACAUUCACAAUAGAAAAAUGCACCAGAAGACAAUACUUUUGUGUAUCAUGUGCAAGUCCAACUUCUACAGUUACAGUGAGCUGCUUUCUCAUCUUUGUCCUGGCAUUUAUAUUCCUCAAAUUAAUAUUACAUUCCGGUGCUGCAUGUGUGAUGUGGAUGAAUUACCAUCUGCCUUUCGUCUCAUGGUUCAUCUGAGAAAGAAGCACAAUGCUUGUGAUGUGUGCCUGGAGGUGACUGAUGACCAACAGAAGCUUUCCAACCAUGUCUGGAAGCACAAGCUUCAUCAUCUCUGUUUCAGAUGUGGUAUUGCCUACAGAAACAAGCCCGACAUUACUAAACACUUGUUUUGGAAGCAUGGAACAGAGAGUGUUUUGUGCAAAAAAUGUCUGCAGAAGAAGUGGCCUCAUGUUUAUCACUUCUGUGUUCCACCUGCUGCCUUUGUGUGUGAAGAAUGUAAUGCCAUGUUCUCUCGAGCUGUUGCAUUACGUGUCCACAAACGAUUCCAUUCUGAAGAUUUUAGAUACUCCUGCACAGAAUGCGAAGAAAAAUUUGUUUCUAAGAAGCUGCUUGCAAAACAUGUCGACAAACACAACGCACCUGCCUUACCACCACCACCACCACCACCAGUGCAAAUGCCUUUGUCACCAGCUGUGAAUGAAAACCCAGAAGGAGUGUCGGAACCAAGGAUCUCCCCUGUACCUGAAGAGAAAGAAGUUGUAAAGAACUCUAGCAUCAGUGAUGAAGAUAAUAAGAUUGUCAAUGUAGUAAAAUCGCCCCCCACAUCUCCCCUUAGCACCAAGCAUGUUAAAAAGAAGAAGCACAAACGAGAUGAGCCAGAAGAAGAAACAAAGAAGAAAGCUGUUGAUGUGUUUGAUCUGCCACCUUUGAAUUUGUCAUCUGACAGUGACAGUUCUGAUGAAGAGGAGAAAAAUAAGUCUAGUGCUCCUAUUAGCAAUGAUGUUGGAACAGCGGACCCUGCCCCUCCUGAACCAUCUCCAACACCACCUGCUGUAGAAGAUCGGCCAGAGACGGAGGAACCUUCCACUGUAGUUGACGGAAUAUGGGACAAAUUCCAGAAUUUCCAAGCUAGUUUAGAAAAGCGAGAUCCUGCAGAAGAAGCACAAGCAUUUGUAUGCAAGACAAUAAUGUUGGAGCAUGAUUAUUGUUUGCCAGCUGACAAACCAAAACCAGCAAACCCUGAAAAUGCCUCAAGUGAAGCGGGCCCAGAUGGUGAGAAAGGUGCGUCUGCUGAUCCUCAAGAAGUUGGUUUACAAGAAGGUGCACCUGUUGGGGAUGCCAGCAGCACUCCUAAAUCAAGCCCAGUCAAAAAGAAGAAGACUCCAAGGAAGCGGAAGAGGGCAAGCUCAGGACGGGUCUCUAGUUCUUCGUCAAGUGAUUCUAGCAGUGACUCGGAUUCCAGUAGUGGCUGUGGCAGUAACUGCAGCUGUUCUAGCCACAGUGGCAGUGGUAGCUCCAGUAGCUCUAGUUCCUCCUCAUCAAGUUCUGAUUCGGAUGAUAGUUCCAGCUCAGAAGGAAAACGUAAAGCUGCCGCCAAGAAAGAAAGGCGGAAGGAGAAGGCGGAAGAAAAGAGCAAAAAGGAUGAAGCUAGGCCUGUUUCUCCGGCUCCUGUGCAAGCUGAUGUCAACCAGCCGCCUGUUGCCAGCCAAGCUCCAGUUGAAGAGCCUCACAUAGAUGUCAUGGAAGGAGAACUAACCAUUAGGGAAUCAGAUCUGGACACAUCGGAAACUGACACAGAUGAAGAUUUCUAUGAUGACAAUCCGCAGAAACUUGCUAAUGAACUACUUCAAGAAAAACGUAACUUAAUGCUGCUCGCUGCUGUAGCCAACAAUGGAGGUAUUAGUCCUGCACAGUCUCAUUCAAGUCAACCCCCUAGUGCUGCUCCAUCUGAAUCAACUCCCUCCAAAAAGAAAAGUAAGAAGCGCCGCAAGAAGGCAUCAUCUAGCAAAAAGUCAGCGCAACAAGCACUAACUCAUGAUUCGUUUGGAGUUCAAGAUCGUGUUUCUGACUGGACAAACCACCAGCCGGAGCAGUCUUAUCAACAGUACAGUCAACAGAGCAAUUCUGCGAGUGUGACAGAUGGACCAUACUCCUCUUAUGUAUUGCCAACGACGCCAGCACCAACUGUAUCCGCUUUUAACUCUGCGCCAAGUCCGUCUACGCCAGUGUCGCAGUUCAGUUACAAGCAUAAGCAGGGUCUACCCAAAUUUGUAGACCUCUCACAAAGUGCUGGUAGUGGAUCUGAAACUGAAGGGAGAACAAAGCGCAAACGCAUGAGAAAUAAAUUCUAUGGUUAUGAAAGCAAUGAUGAAGAAAAGAGCAAUCAAUCUGUUGGUAAACAGAGAAAGACUAAUGCUGGUACCAGCUAUCAAGUUAGCCAGGUGGAGUCCCCUGCUCACCCUCCCAUGCCAACCCUUACCAUCAAGCGCAGUCAAAUCAAACCACCAAGGCCAGCUACUCCACCUCCUGUUGAAGAAAAUUAUUAUGAGUCAUCAUAUCUUGCUCCAACUUGGAGUAAUGCUACCACAGCUCAGCCAAAAUUGGACUCUGAUUCAGAUGCUAAGGCCAACAGUUCAUCUAGUGACACAGACAGUGAUGACGAUGCCAUGCAGAUUGCGGAAUCACCUCCUCCACAAUAUGAACCACCACGCACCGAGAACAAGGUCAACUUGUACUGUUACUGUCAGUGCCCUUAUGAUGAGGUGUCAGAGAUGAUAGCAUGUGAUGGUGAUAACUGCAAAAUUGAAUGGUUUCAUUUUGAGUGUGUGGGCAUCAUGGUUCCUCCAAAGGGGCAGUGGUACUGUCCUGAGUGUAGGCGCAGGAUGUCAGGGGAAGGACAGGACUACAUGCUCAAUAAUUAAAACGCUUCAUACUCAUCAUGUAAUAGAAUUGUAAAUAUUGUAUUUAUAAUCAACAAAACACCUGUUGCUUGUGAAUUGUAACAUUUUACAAUUAUGAAUUUCCCUUUCAGAAUGAAACUGGUGUAAAGACUUGUAUUUAAGAUAUUAAAUGUAUCAUAUUUUUUGUAUGAUUUAGUACACAUUUUGAAGAGGAAACAUCUUUGAAAUGUGUUGUAUGUGAACUUCAAAUGUAAGAUAAAUUCAAUUGUUGUACAUAUAUAAUGGUGAAUUAAAUUUCUCACUAAGUGUAUAGUGAUGCAACAUUUUUAUGGAUGUAAGUGAGCAAAUAUAGUUGUGGAAUUUUAUUCAUUCGGCUAUUGGAACUUAAGGAAAGCAUGUUAAUUGAAUGGCAGUGUCUGUUACUGUUAAAGCAAGCUCUCGUUGCCUAAAGGUGUUGCCCCAUCUUUGUUCGGUUGUUUAUGAGACUUUCAGGUUUCAAAUUAAACUUUUGUUGUAAGAGUUAUCUUAGUUUGGACAAUUCAGAUACAUGCAAUAUAACUGCCUGUUGUUAACACUAAUUUGGUUGACUACAACAUUCCUGCCUUUUUUUUUUUUUUGUUAUUGUUGCCACAGCACAAACAUGUCCUCUCAACAAUUUUCACCCCAGAUAGUGAGGCUGUUCUGCUGUUGAUUUUCUAAUGAACUUUUAAUAUCUGGGGUUAAGAUUAUAAAAUCUUGUUCCAUUUGUGAGAUCAGAUUCAAGACUUCAUCUGUGUAUGAAAUAUUUUUACUUUUUAGGCCUUUUUAUAUUGAAAAUAUGAGUUAUGUGCCCUUGGUGUGAACUGAAGAGAGCCUUGUAUGGUCAAAAUUGUCUGUCUCUACACAAAUUUUAUUUCAUGUGUACUCUUUUUUUUUUGUUUAAUUUGACCUUUUGUUCUAUCUUAAUUUUCUAGUUGGUCUGUCAUUUGUCCCUCUCAAAAGCUAUUACACCUUCACAGCUUUCCAUGUUGAGACAAAGUUGGUAGAAAUUUUAUUUAAUGAAAGAAUGUGCCUCAAUUUAUGAACUUGUGCUUCUAAUUGCUAGAUUUUACGCCGCCUACUUCCUAGUUUUUCAUCAGUUUGGAACUUAAAUAGAGUUAUAUAUUUUCUGUCUUAUGCACUAGUGAUUGGAAGAUGAACCUAGAGAAUUAUUUCAAUAGGACACUAAUAUAAGUUAAAUGAGUAAGUCUUUUCCCUCACUAGUUCAUGAGCCAAUACUCUAUUACUUACUCUGUAAACUGUUAAAAUAAAUUCCUUAUUUAAAAAUAAAUUAUUAUUGGUAUGUGUGGAGAAAUUGUGCAGUUAACAUCAACUUUGGUGGGGCUGGAGUGAGUCUUGUGAUCAGUACUACUGACUGUACUGUAACGUUAUAUCAUUCAUUCUUUCAUGAAAGGCUGGACCUAAUGUUUGAAAGUGUUCGCUAAUAAACACCUUGAACUUUUGUAAAAUUUGAUUUCUACUUUGUCAUGUUGGCACCCGAAAAAACUUGUGCACUCUAGUGGCUUCAAAAUAUCUCAUUAAUACUCUAAUAUGUUGUCUUUGAGAUAGCUGGGACCUGUGAUCAAAAAUAAAUAUUAAGAAAAUUA
Thrips palmi is the source of this 9552-nucleotide messenger RNA. RefSeq lists its product as uncharacterized. Lineage: Eukaryota; Metazoa; Arthropoda; Insecta; Thysanoptera; Thripidae. Gene Ontology annotation, biological process: regulation of transcription by RNA polymerase II. The record is from RefSeq and is a predicted model, not a curated record. Gene Ontology annotation, molecular function: DNA-binding transcription factor activity; RNA polymerase II cis-regulatory region sequence-specific DNA binding.